AUGGAAGAUUGCUUAAAACACUUAGAACCUCGAGUUACAAGGGAGGAAAAUGACAAACUGCUCAGACCAUUUAGCAAGGAGGAGAUUGAAGAAGCCAUUACAAUUGGAGAUGAUGUGUGUGCAGCUGUUCUUGACCAUCUCAAUGGUAUAAUUCCUUUCCAACCUGUCAAUUUUACUUUUAUUGCUCUAAUUCCAAAGAAGAAGGACCCAAAAGUUAUUAUCACUGAAAAUAUAAUGAUUGCCUACGAGGUUUUGCAUACCAUGAAGGUGGGGAAGAAGGGUAAGAAAGGAAGCAUGGCCAUUAAGCUUGACAAGUCAAAACCUUAUGAUAGGAUAGAGUGGCCUUUUGUGAAAGCAGUAAUGAAAAGACUUGGCUUCUGUGAUGCUUGGAUAGAGCUAGUCAUGAGCUAUUUGAGUGGGAAUACUAAAGGGGUUAUUGUGGUGAGAGGAGGAAGUAGAGUAAAUCAUCUGCUGUUUGCAGACGACUGCAUUUUAUUUGGGAGGGCUUGUGCGGAGGAAUGGAAGAGGUUGCAAGAGUUGUUGUUGAGUCAGGGAUCUUAUUCUAAGAGAAGGGGGUCUUUGGUCCAAGGCAGUUAUGAAAAAUACCUUGGUUUACCAACCAUGGUUGGUAAAUCAAAGUAUAACACUUUUAGAUGUCUCAAGGAAAGGGUGUGGCAGAAGAUCAACAGCUGGAAGAAUUAUUUUCUAUCAGGGGUAGGGAAGGAGGUGUUGAUCAAGGCAGUUCCUCAAGCAAUUCCCUCUUACACAAUGAGUGUGUUUAAGCUUCCCAAAAAGCUUUGCAAGGAGAUCAAUAUUAUGCUGUCCAAAUUCUGGUGGGGUAAUGGGAUACAUUGGAGGAGCUGGGAAAAAAUGGGGGUAGCUAAGGGCAAGGGAGGUUUGGGUUUUAGAGAUUUGGCUAGUUUCAAUUUAGCACUCCUUGCUAAACAGGCAUGGAGAUUGUUGCAAAGCCCUCAAUCUUUGGUUGCCAAGAUUUUCAAAGAAAAAUACCAUAAGAACACCUCUAUCAUAGUAGCUAAAUUGGGGAAUGCUCCUUCUCUGAUAUGGAGGAGUGUUUGGAACUCAUUGGGAUUACUAAAGGAAGGGCUGAGGUGGAAAGUUGGGGAUGGUGUGAAAAUCAACAUUUGGGGUCAAAAGUGGUUGUUAUCCCCCUCAACCUAUUGUGUUCAAUCCCCCAUCUCGAUACUGGAUGCAAAUUCAAAAGUCAGAGAUCUAAUUGAUGAGGAUUCAAAGGAUUGGAAUGAAGGCCUUAUCGGGUCUAUUUUUAAUAAAAAAGAAGCUGCUCAUGCAGGAAACAACCUUCUUGCUACUAGAGGAAACAUAUUUACAAAAAAAGUUAUUGAGAACCCCUUAUGCCCCAUCUAUUUGAAAGAAGAGGAGACUGUCAUGCAUGUUCUCUGGCUUUGCCCAGCAGCUAGUGAUGUGUGGGCUGAGUCUCACAAAGCAACUCAGAAAUGGAGUAUUAUGGAAACUGAUCUGCUUAAGCUGUGGGAGGGUUUGGAAAGGAAGCUUAACAAAAUUGAGCUAGAGGAAGUUGCAGUCAUAAUGAGGGGAUUGUGGAUGAGAAGGAACAAUUUUAUUUUUGAUAACAAAUUUAUGAACCUGAGCAGCAUUAUCAGAUCUGCAAGAGAAUCCUUGGAAGAAUACCACUUAGCAGAUGAGGGACUAGCAGUUUCAAGUAGAGGAGGGGUCAGUCGAGUAGAAGUCAUCCAGAAAUGA
Molecule: messenger RNA, 1737 nt
Organism: Juglans microcarpa x Juglans regia
Lineage: Eukaryota; Viridiplantae; Streptophyta; Magnoliopsida; Fagales; Juglandaceae
Exons: 5
Coding region: 1-1737 (578 amino acids)
Source: RefSeq, a predicted model, not a curated record